Gracilinanus agilis (Agile Gracile Mouse Opossum) is the source of this 1798-nucleotide messenger RNA. It is a transcript of the gene GDF2, whose product is annotated as growth differentiation factor 2. Gene Ontology annotation, biological process: SMAD protein signal transduction; BMP signaling pathway. Bases 1 to 1287 code for a protein of 428 amino acids. Lineage: Eukaryota; Metazoa; Chordata; Mammalia; Didelphimorphia; Didelphidae. The transcript is spliced from 2 exons. The record is from RefSeq and is a predicted model, not a curated record. Gene Ontology annotation, molecular function: growth factor activity; cytokine activity. Gene Ontology annotation, cellular component: extracellular region.
AUGCCUUAUUUUGCCUUGCUGACUGGCCUACUAGCUUUAUCUCUCCUAGCCUGCUGCGGGCGAGGGAAACCUGUGGAGGACUGGGAACGGGUGUCUGCCGUGGAAAACGCCAAUAAAUUCUUUGGGGAGGCUGAGAAGGGGGAGGAUGAUAUGAGCUUUGACUUCAAAAUGUUCCUGGAGAACAUGAAGGUGGAUUUCCUGCGGAGCCUGAAUUUAUCAGGGGUCCCUUCCCAAGACAGGACCAAAGUGGAGCCGCCUCAGUUCAUGAUUGAUCUGUACAACAGAUACACCACCGACAAAUCGUCCACUCCAGCAUCCAAUAUAGUGAGGAGCUUCAGUAUCGAAGAUGUUGUCUCUGUGUCUUCAACAGACAGACAUCCCUUACAGAAACACAUCUUACUUUUCAACAUCUCUAUUCCAAGACAUGAGCAAAUCACCAGGGCUGAGCUCCGGCUCUAUAUUUCCUGUCACAGCCAUGCUGAAUUGUCCCAUGAACUGAAAGGCAACAUUGCCAUUUAUGACAUCCAAGGUGCAACAGACUUCUGGGAAGGCACAGAGGGGACCAAGUCCUUCCUUGUGUCCCAGGCUAUCCAAGAAAGUGGUUGGGAAACAUUUGAGGUCUCCAGUGCAGUAAAACGAUGGGUUAGGUCAGAUCCAACAAAGAAUAAAAAUAAGCUGGAAAUCAGAGUGGAAAGUCAUAUGAAAGGAUGUGAAAAACUAGACAUCAGUGUCCCUCCAGACUCCAAAAAUCUGCCCUUCUUUGUUGUGUUCUCUGAUGACCGAAGCAAUGGAACAAAGGAAAUCAAGAUGGAGCUCAGGGAGAUGAUAGGUCACGAGCAAGAGAGUGUGCUCAAGAAAUUGUCCAAGAAUGGUAGCACUCAGGAAGAGGAGGAAAUAGAAGAAGAAAUAGAGGAUUUUUCUAUCAGGAGACCAUCUUUGUCCAGAAGCAAAAGAAGUACAGCUUCCAAUAACCAUUGCCAAAGGAGCUCCCUUCGAGUCAACUUCAAGGAUAUUGGAUGGGACAACUGGAUCAUUGCCCCAAAGGAGUAUGAUGCAUAUGAAUGUAAAGGAAUCUGCUUCUUCCCUCUUGCUGAUGAUGUGACUCCAACUAAGCAUGCCAUUGUUCAGACUUUAGUACAUCUCAAAAACCCAAUGAAAGCUGGGAAGGCCUGCUGCGUACCCACCAAACUGAACCCAAUUUCUAUCCUCUAUAAAGAUGAUGUUGGAGUGCCCACUUUAAAAUACCAAUAUGAAGGAAUGAGUGUGGCAGAAUGUGGAUGUAGGUAGUACCCAAUCACCCCAUCAGCUUGAAAAAAGGAAAAUACUGGCAUAUCAUUCUGGGGUGAAGGGGGAGGGGAGGUAUCCAAAGGCAUGCACUCGUACAAAGCUAUACACCGGUGCUGACAAUGUUAACCCACGUAGACAAUCUUGGAAGGGAGAAAAGAAAAAAAUCAAGACUCUAAAGCCAAAUUACUUGGACUUAAAUAUUUGGACACAUCACUACAAUUGACCCUCUUAGCAAUAUGUCCAACAGGAGUAACGUUAGACUUUGAAGUACCCAAAGGGGAUCUUGGGGAAACAGAAUUGGGUGGGAAGGAUAUAAAAUAUCAGGAAAGUAGAUGCAAUGAGGAGCAGACAGGGAAAUUGGUGGGGGAAAAAAAACACCAAGUCAAAAGAAUUGAGCAAUAGCCAAAAAUUUCCUAAAGAUUACUGAACAUGAGGAGUACAGAUGGUUGCAUAAUGUAAUCUAUGAAAAUAAACAUGCAAGGGAAUAGGGAAGUAAGGAAUGAAUGCUUCA